GAAGAUGCAUGGUUUCCUCUACGAUUGUUAACUGCUCUAACGGAGGCCAUUUGGGAGGAAUCAGAAAGUAGUUCUUAUUCGAUCGAUAGACUCGGUGGCAUAUUCACUUAUUGCUGCUCACUAUACGGUGUUACGUGUAUGGCGAUGUCCGUUAUUUUGAAUCGUACCUUGGUCAUGGCAUCAUCAAACUCCUCCAGAAACCAGCAACUUGCUAUGAACAGAAACAGAGGCUUGAUGAAUUCUCCUGAGCUGGCCGAAGCUAUGAAGCGAUUGAGCAUAAUCAGUUUCCGGAUUGGUGUCAUUGCUAUCUUGUUGUACAAUGGCUACAAUAUAUUGACUGCUUUGAACUUGCACGGCCAUGUGGGAAUCAGUGGACCAUCGGUCCCAUUUCUAUACAAGUUGUUACCAGACAGCUUGUUUGCAUAUGACGCAGAAUACUUCAGUUCAACGAACUACAUGAAAUCCCCUAGUGGCCAAGUUAUGGUGGGUCCUACGACUGAUAUGUACUGGCCGAUAUUUUUGAGCUUCUGCUUGCUGCUGUUCACUGAGACUUUUGUCUCGGUAGUACAAGGAAAGAGACCAUAUACUGAAAGUGGAAUCACUAUUUUUGAGCACUCGUUAGUGUUUCAAGAAUUCAGCUCAGCGGGUGCUGCUUUAUUUGGAAGAAGCAAAUACUACAGGAGACCAAAUGAACAGGUAUUGGUCCUCGCUUUGUUUCUGGUCCUCACGCAUUUGAAUAUUCAUAUCGGGGGCCUUAUUGAUGAUAAUAAGCACAGACUCAUACCACUGACAAUUCUUGGAGUUAGUUUCUUAUCCUAUUAUAUCUGCUCUAUCUUUAAAGCAAAGAUAUUUGGGUUUCCAGCCAUGUUGAACAUAAUUCUCAUGCCACAGGUUUUAGUGGUUUUCGUUAUAUGUGUGAGUGCAUUGAUUUUCGUGAUCGCCAUCGUUGCUCAUGGUUUUAGAAUUCAAGAGUUGAAUCUUGCCAGCUUUUUCAAAGAAACUGAUGAAGAAGACACCAAUAUCUUUCAAGACCGCUUGCAGGAUGAUUUCUACACCGUGUUGCUUGAUUUUGGUAUGGUAGCUAUCACACUGGCAGGAGCAUCGAGCUACAUUACCGAGCUUAGUCUUGUUGCAGUGGAUGAUAGAACCUGGCUCGAGCGUGGUAAUUAUAAAGAAGCCCGUGAAGCCUUACAAAUAUCAGAACAAUCGAACCAAUUUAAUCUGGACAAAGAUACGGCAAAGGGAUACAGUAAUAUGAUAUCACAACCAUCUAAGAGUUUAGUAAGUGGUAGUGAGGUGGAUGAAAGCGGAAUAAAAGAGUCUGUCAGUGUUUUCAAAAAGAGAAAUCGUCAGUUGAGUGCAAUCAUCCUCAGCCUAGUCCAACUUCUUUACGGUGUCACGAAAUCAGUCUUGAUUAAAGGUUUUCCUAAUUUCAUUAGAAAGUUCAUCUUAAGAGCACAGGUGGAAGAGGUUAUCGUGAAUGAUGAUGAAACCGAAGCAGAGUUUGAAGCUAGGAAAUCUAGAGUUCCUGAGUUUUUGAGGAAGCAUAUGGUCAGAAGAACAAAGGCACAAAUAGAUUUGGACAAACAGAAGCUUGUCGAAAUUGAUGAAUUCUCAGAAGAAAGCAUUGCAGACAAUUAUCUCAACCUUUUAAAUGGCAUGGCCAUCUCGGAAAUAGACAACUCCGAAAACUAUCUUGGCAUGGAAAGUGAUUUGGAUUCGGAUUAUUCCGAAUCUGAGAGUGUCACUGAGAUUGUCAGAACAUCUGAAAGAAUUCCUACCACCAUCGGGCUGUCGGAAGUAGGAGCUUUCAGCGAAUUGAUAACUGCAGAUGAUUUGACUGACAUGAUUACUACAGACACAGAUGUAUUGAGAAGCCACAUGAAGCAUGAUUACUCCAAGGGGAUGUUGACUAGAUCCAAGUUCGCUGAGCUAGUAAGUGUCAGACAAUCGCAUCAAACAGAUAUGGACGAGACCCACAAACUCUUGGAAGUAAUCGCUUCUACUCGCCACUCGGCUCCAAAACCCGACAAUGAUUCCGAACUGCUGAUGAGGCUCGACUGUGUUAUAUGUCAGGUUAACAUGAGAGAAAUCAUUACUUGGCCCUGCAAAUGUUUCGCUAUCUGUGAACCUUGCCGGUUGAGGUUGGCUGCGAAGGGUAUUGAGGGAUGUGUAUGCUGUCGUAGAGACGUCCAGGGGGUCUCCAAGGUGUUUAUACCAUAA
This is a messenger RNA of Suhomyces tanzawaensis NRRL Y-17324, 2223 nucleotides long. RefSeq names its product putative ubiquitin-protein ligase. The annotation marks the transcript as partial. Gene Ontology annotation, molecular function: ubiquitin protein ligase activity. Gene Ontology annotation, biological process: protein ubiquitination; ubiquitin-dependent protein catabolic process. NCBI's taxonomy places the organism in Eukaryota, Fungi, Ascomycota, Pichiomycetes, Serinales, Debaryomycetaceae. The record is from RefSeq and is a predicted model, not a curated record. The transcript has a single exon.